This is a messenger RNA of Cheilinus undulatus (humphead wrasse), 1027 nucleotides long. RefSeq names its product transmembrane protein 50A (gene tmem50a). Gene Ontology annotation, biological process: late endosome to vacuole transport via multivesicular body sorting pathway; protein targeting to vacuole. The transcript is spliced from 7 exons. Lineage: Eukaryota; Metazoa; Chordata; Actinopteri; Labriformes; Labridae. The record is from RefSeq and is a predicted model, not a curated record. Bases 143 to 625 code for a protein of 160 amino acids.
AAACAGCGUCGGUCGCAGGCAGGUCUGAUCCACUUGCACCAAAUGGGUGUGUAUUAACUGCGCAUGUGCAUGACUGAGCUCUCUCUCGGAAGCUAAUCGAGCUUAUCUAAGGGGUCUACAUCAAAAAACGAAAAUAAAAGUCAUGUCAGGUUUUCUGGACGGAAUCCGGUGCGGAGAUUGCGAGUGCAAUGUGGACUGGGGAGAGAGGAGAAACACCAUCGCAUCUGUAGCUGCUGGAGUUCUGUUCUUCACUGGUUGGUGGAUCAUCAUUGAUGCAGCAGUGAUCUAUCCUGACGAGGCAGACUUUCAUCAUGCAUAUCACACUUGUGGAGUCAUUGCUACUGUGGCCUUUCUCAUGAUAAAUGCCGUUUCAAAUGGCCAAGUGAGAGGAGACAGCUACAGUGAAGGCUGCAUGGGACAGACAGGUGCUCGAGUAUGGCUCUUCAUUGGCUUCAUGCUGGCUUUUGGCUCCCUCAUUGCCUCCAUGUGGAUUCUGUUUGGGGGAUUUGUGGUGUCUCAAAGGACAGUUGUUUACCCUGGUAUCGCCAUUUUCUUCCAAAAUGCAUUCAUUUUCUUUGGGGGUUUGGUCUUCAAGUUUGGACGCACAGAAGAUCUCUGGCAAUAAUGGACUGACUGACUUGAUGUCAACAGUUUAUACACUCGGCUUUCUGCAUCGUAUCACACAGAAUGCUUUAGUGAUUAUUUUCUUUAUAUAAACUUCUCUAGCCUUCAAAUCAACUUUUUUAUUUAUGUUUUUUGCUUUAAAAUGGCUUAAUCAUAACUAAGCACCCAUUUUCACAAAUGCUUUAAAAGUUUCUGACUGUGGCACAUCUUUAAAUGUGUCUUUUUGCACUCAGAUUGCGUAGCCAUUAUUUUAUAAUGGUUUACAUCUUGUGUAUAAAUGGCGUUGUUUUGUGAGCUUUACUUACGGAACUGUCUACAUUUCCUUUUUGGUUUAGUUUACUUCUGUGGCAUCCUUAAUUUAAAACUGUCUCUUAUGGAGAAAAUAAAACUCUAUAUUAUUAUA